AGCUGUUUAGCAAUUUCUUGACCAUGAUAGAAACUUUAGGAAACAUUUUGACCAUAUCUAGUGAUGUUUGUGUCGUUUUCCUCAAUCUCAUCAUAAAUACUUUAUCAUUCAGCUUUAACGUGAGCUACAUCGUUGGACAGCUGAUCGUCAAGUUCGUUGUUGGUGUUGUGUCUUUGGUUGUGAGCUGUGUUUUGGGUCUACAGACUUUGCUGCAAGUUUUAGCUGAAGAUUCUUUUGUAUUUCUGUCAGAUCUUGGAACGACCCUUUCCUUUCUUUACCAGGGAAUAUUAGUGGUUAGUGAUGCUUUCAUUCAUGCCAUAUUAGGUGCUAGUUCUGCAUUAGGGCAUGGUGUGAAAGCUGUACAAAAUACUGCUGUUUAUAUUUCUUUGGGACUUGUGGAUUUAGUUUUCUCGAUUUUAUAUAGUAUCCACCAUUGCUUGCUUUUAAUUAAGAACUCGUUAGUACUUGUUGGUCUAACAUCAUGGGAUCUGUUCACAUUUCUUCCAAACUUACUAAUGGAUGUAAAACGAGAAUUAGUUUCAGUAGUUAUUCAUUGUAUGGCAAGUUUAAGAGAUGUUGUUAAUAGCCUACGUCUCUGGAUACACUGUGGUAUCCAAGGACUUCUCCUUUUUGUCUCAGAUAUCCCAAGCGAGUCCUUAUACGGAUUGCUGGUCUGUUUUACAAUUGUCUUCUUAUCAAUCAAGUAUCACCAUAGCAUACGCCCCUUGAUUGUAAGAAAUAUUGUUUACUUUUUGACACAAGGUCAAAAAACUCUUAUUACUGCCUGGACGUAUUUAGAGGCUUUCACAUUCUGGCUUCUGACGAAUCAAAUGACUCCAUCCCCAAACGGACCUCGCCGCUUUGGUAUUGAAAGGACAUACCAUGUUGAUCAAUUAGGAGGAGCACACUCAAAUGAAGACGUACCCCAAAGAGAUGAAACUGCAGAUAAUCUUGCGGAGUUGAUCGAAAGAAAAGCACAUCAAGAACCAGAAGAACGCCUGUGUGUAGUGUGUCAGGACAAUGAAAAGUGCACAAUAAUUUUACCUUGUAGACAUGUUUGUUUAUGUUAUGAAUGUUGCGCAACUAUAAAACGAACCCACGGUCGUUGCCCUAUUUGUAGACAUGUUGUUAGAAGAACAAUGCGUGUGUAUAUCUAAAAUUAUUUAGUAAAUGUGCAUUUUAAAAAUGUAACUGUUACUUAAUUGUGAAUGACUGAUAUUGUAUGUGAUUCACAUUUAAUUCACAUGUUCAAAGGCUUUUCACAAUUGCCUAAGUGUAGUGUUUUUUGUGAAAAAUGUUCCAGUUUCUCGUUCUAGUGUACAAACUUUUUUUUUUUUGCAGCCAUGCUCCUGACUAGUCUUUAUCACAAGUGAGUCAUGCUGAGAAACAAAUCUAAGCCUCCGUCCGAAUUCUCAUCAGUCCGGCCCAGUGUAUUUCUUUUCGUGGCUUUCCCUGGGUGAUAGGGGGUGGAACGCACAAAAAAAAUAUUGAAGGGACCAGACCAAUGAGAAUUUAGACGAAGUCGAAGUUAGGAAUUUGCAAGUUUAAUUUUCAAAAGCCAUUUAUUUGAAGGUAAUUUCCUCUCAAUCUAACUGUUAUAAAUAGGGCCGGGUAAUUAAUUCUAGUUGUAAGUUUUAUAUCUAAACCUUAGUUCUGAGAACUUUGAGACUGAAACAGAAUGAGUGCAACAGGAAGAUAUACUGUUCUUCUACUCAGUAUCAGAUGAAAGAAACUACA
This is a messenger RNA of Frankliniella occidentalis (western flower thrips), 1737 nucleotides long. RefSeq names its product E3 ubiquitin-protein ligase RNF26-like. Gene Ontology annotation, molecular function: ubiquitin protein ligase activity. Gene Ontology annotation, biological process: ubiquitin-dependent protein catabolic process; protein ubiquitination. The transcript is spliced from 2 exons. Lineage: Eukaryota; Metazoa; Arthropoda; Insecta; Thysanoptera; Thripidae. The record is from RefSeq and is a predicted model, not a curated record. The coding region runs from base 24 to 1157 and encodes 377 amino acids.